Messenger RNA from Contarinia nasturtii (swede midge), 1030 nucleotides. RefSeq names its product cilia- and flagella-associated protein 251-like. The transcript is spliced from 6 exons. The record is from RefSeq and is a predicted model, not a curated record. Bases 168 to 914 code for a protein of 248 amino acids. NCBI's taxonomy places the organism in Eukaryota, Metazoa, Arthropoda, Insecta, Diptera, Cecidomyiidae.
GUUAGAACACAACCCUUCUCCUCUCAUUUAGAGCUCAGACGUCGACAAGAACGCACUUGUUUCGCUAUAUAAGCUAAAGACCAAGAAUACUUAGAAUUAACAACACUGAAUUUCACAAAUUAUUUUAUUUUUUCCAACCGAAAGUUAAAAAUCCAAAGAAACAAAAAAUGCCACGAUUGUCAGCACGUAAGUCCGUUGGUAAAGCCAUGGUGAACAUGCGCGAAAACAGCGAAGACGAAGAAAUGGAGGAGCCAGAAGAAUUCGCUGAUUCUGGCGAAGAUUGGCAACCGGAAAAGCAAAAAGAUUCAGAAUUUUCGUCUGGUAAAGGAAAGCGCAAGUCCGCACCAGUGACACCAAAACGCGCACCUAAAAAAUCACGGAAAAACGUCCAGUCGGAAGAAGAAGAAGAGGAAGUAGACGAUGAAGACGAAUUUUCUGAUGAAGAUGGCAAGAAAGUUAGAGGUACUCCGGGCAAAAAUCAGCCGGAUAAAGAUGGAAAUUUUGAGCUCAACCUUUUCAAAAAUGACUUGACGGAUGACUUUCGUAACGACGACAAGAUGUGUAUGUGGCGUCGUGAUGGCAGCAGUUUGCUGCAAAAAUACAUGAUGUUGGUGGAAGAGUCCGAAGGACCUGAAAUUAUUUUCAAAGCUUCCUCGGUUUACUCCUGCUGGGAGGAGAAACGUAAAAACGAUUUUGUCCAGGUCCGCGUCACAACGGUCGGUGACAAAAAGGACGGAAAAGUAAAAGUUAUCGACAUCGCCGAGUUCGAAAAAAUGGCGGCGGGCAAUCUCGAAAAGGUCGAUACCACUCCGAAAGGUGCAGAAGGUGGUGAAAACUACGAAGAGGGUUCAGAAUGCGAAGAAGACGAAGAAGACGAAGAAGACGAGGACGACGAAGAAAAUUAUGAAGAAUAAGUUCUCUUUAAGCCAACUUCUCCUUAAGAUCCAAUGUAUUCAAACUGACAUACUUACAAAUACUUGAUUUGAGUAAAAUAAAAAAAACAUUGCAAAUUUGCAGUGCAAAUAAUGUA